AUGUCAAGGCCUGUUGAGAGAAUAGCAGAGAUCAAUGAUGGAAAAGAGCUUUGGAAGAUUGUUGUUAGGAUUCACCACAGAUGGAAUGUUGUCUCCAACAACAAGGAACAUUUUGAAAUGAUCUUUGUUGACAAAUUGGGAGAUGAUAUUCAUGCUGUUGUUCCAGCACCACAUGUGUCGGUGUUCACCGAAAAAUGCUUAUUAGGGCAUACUUAUACUGUAUCUAAUUUUAAGGUGGUGCCUUAUGUUUUGGCGUUCAGGGCAUCAGGACACAAAUAUAUGAUAAAGUUUACUGCUGGAACGUCUGUUAUUGAUGAAGAAAAACAUGAGAUACCCCCGAAAUCGAUUUUAUUUUACAAGUUUUUCGGACAUCAUAACAGGGAGACUGAGUCGAGCGCAAAGAAGCAGCAAAUUAGCAUGAUGUUGCGUGACCACAACAACAACAUGUUGAACUGUACUCUGUGGGAAUCAUACGCGGAUCAGUUCAUCAAGUUUAACAAAGUUAGGGUUGCUGCAUCACUCCCUACAGUUGUGUUGCUUCAGUAUGCCAAAGUGAAGGAAGAAGGAAAGUAUCCUCUGUCUGUGACAAACACCUAUAAUGUGACCCUUUUAUGUGUUGAUGCUGAUUUUCCUGUCAUGAAAGACUUUAUUGAUAGAAUGCCUGAGGAGAGCAGGGUAACCCUGUCUGAACAACUCGGAGGGAAUUCCCAAUAUUCCUCCCAAAGUUCUGAAAAUCAACAGCUGACUCCUGUGCAAAAAUUGUUCUCAAAGGCUGUUGUUUUGCCUAUUGCUGAGAUUAUUCAACUUACGGAUGUAUUUACAUUUUGUGCUACUGUCGCUACAACAAAAUUAUUAGUAGCGUCUCCUUUUGGAUGGUACUAUCGUGCUGGUCAUAUGUGUCAAUCUAUAGCGCGUGGGGACAGCCCCCCCUUUGAGUGUGAAGCUGGUCAUGAAACCAUGGCUGAAGUCCUUAGGUAUAAGAUUGAGAUUGAGGUUACUCAUGGGGGCAAAAGCUGCAAUUUUGUCUUCUGGAACAGAGAAUGUGAAAUGUUGUUGGGUUUAUCUGCAUCCCAACUUCGUAACACUAUGAUUCAGGGUGGAAUUACUGAUCCAUUGGACUUUCCGUUAGCACUUGAUCAGUUGUUGAAGUUGGAAAUGGCUAUGAAGGUUAAGUGGCAUCCACGCUGGAAGAACUGUUCCGUCGUUAUGAUUAUAAAAAAUGAUCCUAUUAUCCAGCAACUUAAGGAAAAAUGGGGAACAGAUGAGGAACCUAUUCCAAUCCAAACUGUCAUACCUGAGACUCUGGAGAUUAGAGAGAGUGUUGAUGAGGCUAAAACAGAUGCCAAUGAAGACUGUGAAUUGGUUACAGACCUGGAAAUUACAUCUGAGCACAAGCCUGAUGCUGUCGCACCUGGUGGUAAGAGGCAUCUUCCUGCUGCAUCAAGUGAAUCCACUGAUUUGGACGGAUUACAUGAUGGAGAACUGUCAUCAAACAAGCUGAAGAAGAUAAUUAAAAUGGAGAAGAUUGAUUAG
Molecule: messenger RNA, 1533 nt
Organism: Vicia villosa (hairy vetch)
Lineage: Eukaryota; Viridiplantae; Streptophyta; Magnoliopsida; Fabales; Fabaceae
Exons: 12
Coding region: 1-1533 (510 amino acids)
Source: RefSeq, a predicted model, not a curated record